Messenger RNA from Stylophora pistillata, 903 nucleotides. Its product is annotated as oxygen-independent coproporphyrinogen III oxidase-like. The record is from RefSeq and is a predicted model, not a curated record. NCBI's taxonomy places the organism in Eukaryota, Metazoa, Cnidaria, Anthozoa, Scleractinia, Pocilloporidae.
AUGGACCCAAGGACAACAACUCGUGACAAAAUUGAGACUUUUGCUCAAACAGGUGUCAGUCGAGCAAGUCUAGGCGUUCAAGAUUUUGAUGAAAAAGUUCAGACUGCUGUCAACCGCGUGCAGUCUUACGAUGUUAUUUGCCAGAUUGUUAAUAAUCUUCGAUUAAACGGUAUACAGGCCUUAAAUAUUGAUCUCAUUUAUGGGCUCCCUCAUCAAACAUUAGAAACAACUCAAAAUACAGUUGACAAAACACUUUCUUUGAAUCCAGAUCGGAUUUCUUUAUUUGGGUACGCUCAUGUACCAUGGAUGAAGCCGCAUCAAAGGCAUAUAAAAGAUGCAGAUCUUCCUGGUAAAGAAGAGCGUAUUGCUUUGUCUACACAUGCAAAAAAUCUUUUAUUAAAAGCGGGAUAUGUUCCUAUUGUUUUGGAUCACUUUGCCAAGCAGAAUGAUCCUCUUUCAAAAGCAUUGCAAAACAAAACGUUACAGAGAAAUUUUCAGGGUUACACGACGGAUACAGUGAACACUUUGAUUGGAAUGGGAAUUUCUUCAAUCUCUUCUUUGUCUCAAGGUUAUGUUCAAAACACCUCUAGUAACAAAGAGUAUUCUCAGCGGGUGCAAUCAGGCAAGCUUCCUAUUUUUCGAGGAUAUAUUUUAAGCUCUGGAGACAAAGAACGGCGGGAAAUUAUCAUGUCGUUAAUGUGUUAUCUAUCUACAAGGGUAGAUCCCCUAAAGUAUUCUGAUGAAAUAAAUCUUUUGAAACCCUAUAGAGAAUCAGGAGACGUUUUCUAUCAAGAUGAAAUCUUGACAAUUUCCCCAAAGGCACGAAAGAGUUUAAGAAUAAUCACUUCAGUCUUUGACGCAUAUUUAUCAAGCACAGCACACCUUUAUUCAAAAGCGAUUUAA